This is a messenger RNA of Anarrhichthys ocellatus (wolf-eel), 3634 nucleotides long. Its product is annotated as urea transporter 1. Gene Ontology annotation, cellular component: membrane. Gene Ontology annotation, molecular function: urea transmembrane transporter activity. Gene Ontology annotation, biological process: urea transmembrane transport. The record is from RefSeq and is a predicted model, not a curated record. Bases 617 to 1864 code for a protein of 415 amino acids. The transcript has 9 exons. NCBI's taxonomy places the organism in Eukaryota, Metazoa, Chordata, Actinopteri, Perciformes, Anarhichadidae.
CUCCCGCUUGAUCCACGCAAAAGGAGGCGCACAUCUGUAUCAGCUGGGCUGUCUAGCAGAGAUCUUACAACACCAUAAAUUAUACUUAUAAUCACCACAACAACAAAACGUGUUUCCACAUUCUUUUAGGGUGUUGACGUCACAAAAUAUGACAACAGAUAUUCGAAGCUUCCAGUGCAGCCAGUGCUGCAUACUUCACCGUGUGUGCUCUAUAAUGCCUUCAGUGACCUCUGGUCUGUGUUAGAAUAAGUCUGGAGUGGAACAGACACACACACACCGAGAAUAUUGAGUGAACACUUAAAUUGACUGUAUCUACAGUACGGUGGCUUGCCUUUAUGUGGCGUAUGUGUGCGGCAGCGUGUCUGUGCGGUUCCACUUGAUGAAACCAACACAUUCGCAGGUCAAAGUGUAAUCUUCCAGCGUUCACCUGCAUCUCGUCCUCUAAUAACAGCCCACUCUGGCGUGCGUGUCUCUCUUCCAGAGCUCCACAGUCUGUGAUUGAUGGAACGAGCCGAGCAGCAGAGACAGACUGAGGGAGGCGGAUGUAUUUAUUGAAGCAGAUAAACGAUGGAGAGAGCGAGGGAGACGUAGGAAGCGGGAGAGAGAUGAGCUGGAGAUGGAGAUGGCACAGCAGUUUCCACCUGCAAAAACAAGGCUGUUGAAUCCCCGCUGCACUGCCUCAGACAAACGGCGUGGUCCAACAGCUGCAGUGAUGUGGAUGGAUACCAAAACGGAGGUGGAGGAGGCCAGCAGGAAUCACGCCAGCCGCAGUCGGCGUGUGAUGAGCGGCCUGCUGUUGUUUACUGGGGACAUGGAGCACUUGGAUAAGUGCAUGCAGGACAAGCUGUUUGUGCUGCAGCUGGCGGUGUGGGGCCUGAGAGGGGUGGCCAGGGUGAUCCUAGCCAACAACCCGCUGAGCGGUGCUCUCAUCCUGGCCGCACUGUACUGGGCUUCCCCCUGGCAGGGCCUGCUGGGAACUCUGGGUGUACUGGCCUCUACGCUAACAGCUGUUAUCAUAGGGCAAGACAGCGCUGAGGUGUCAGGAGGUCUCCAUGGUUUUAACGGCAUGUUGGUGUCUCUGCUGAUAGGAGUGUUCAGCACUGCAGGAGACUGGUACUGGUGGCUGCUGCUGCCUGUCUGCUUGGGAUCAGCUACAUGUGUCUUUCUGUUCAGUGGUCUCUCCCCGGUGUUGGACCGCUGGGACUUGCCUGUCGCUGUGUUUCCCUUCAACAUCAUCAUUGUCCUCUACCUCCUUUGUACCGGCACAGACAACCCUUACUUCCCGCACCACCCGGCUACACCACCGGGGCUGCCAGAGCACAAUGGCACCGAACUCAUUGCAGUCGAGGUUACGCGUGGCAUCCUUCUGGGCGUGGGUCAGAUCUUUGCCUGUGGAGCUUUGGGGCCCUCACUCCUCAUCCUGGGUGCUGUUCUGCUCUACUCUCCCCUGCUGGCCGCCCAUGCUCUGCUGGGAUCGGCAGUGGGAACGUUGGCUGGUCUAUCCAUGGCGGUGCGAUAUGAAUCUCUGUACUCAGGCCUGUCGGGGUUUAAUGGAGCGCUGGGCUGCAUGGCUGUUGGAGGACUCUUCUUCACCUUCAGCUGGAGGACUCACCUCUUUGCCAUCGCCAGCGCCUUCCUCUCUGCAUAUGCUGACAUCGCUCUGAGCAAUCUGUUGGGAACUGUUGGUCUCCCAGCAUGCAGUUGGGCAGCUACUCUGACAGCCACACUGAUGUUGCUGCUGACCGGCAGUUUAGCAGCGUACCGCAUCCCUAUUGGUCAAGUCAUGGCCCCUGAACACAACCUGCGCUCCCGCAGCCAAUGGGAAGCUGGGAACACCGCAGACAGGGAGUGCACUGAUGUGUAACGCAUUGUACCAUACUGUAUCAGUACUUUGAGCUUUUAUGAAUAAUAAACUCCCAUUCCACAAUAGGCUCACAAGUGACUACAAAAAAGUAGAUUCAACACUUUGGGAAAGCAGUCACUAUACAUUUUGUCCACAAGGUGGCAAUGUAUGUUUAGCAACACAAUAAUGAGAACUGUUUAUAAAGUAUCACAGUUGUUAUUUAUGUCUCUGUAUUCAACCAUUUUUACUAAAUGUGUAACAUUUUUAACCAAGCCGAAUAAACAGCCAUUUAAGGGGAAAGAAAACAUCUUUUAAUAGUCAUGAAAUCAACAAGUUAUUGUCAAUAAAAACACAAACUGAAUUCAACAGUAAUUAUUUUUAACCCCUUCAUUACCCUGCAUAGACAUACUACAACAAAGCACGCACUGGGACUCAUUGUAAAAACAGACAUGAACAUGUAUCUCAAUGCAGGCGGGCGGUGAGUACACACGGACGACAUGUGAUGCGUUUCUGAAAUGGCCGGAGUGGUCAGCUGCCUAGGCCAGGAAGUUAAAGGCAACUGUUUGAAUCUUGAGACUUUAUUAUUAUUAUAAAUUCUCUUCAAUUAAAUAGUGACGGUGUUCCAUGGGUUCAUUCAUAGAUAUAGUCUUUUUAUCACAGUGCCCCUGUGUAAUUAUUUUUAUGCAUAUUUCCCAUCAACAUCUAUCAUCCCAAACACACACACAUCCACAUUCUCACACAAGCCAUACACCCCAGUCUAAUGUUAAAAAAAAGAGAACGAAUAUUAACCAUUAAAAUAUUAUUUAAGGUUUUUUUUUAUACAGGUGAAGUGACAUUCUUCCACAAACAAUAACGUCCUCUAAAAUGUUGUUUUACGUCAUGCAGUUCUAUUUUAGUGCUUUCAGGAUUCUUUUUGUCUCCAUGGUUUUUAGUUCUGGGACUAAAUUAUUUUAUCACAAACUACCACACGGACAAAUGGUGAUGAGGAAUCGAGAUGAAACAUACGAAAGUGACUCUCAGUCCGUGAUUGAUCAAGCAAUCACGAACAAUAACAAGCAAUAACAAUAAUAAAGCAAUAACAAGCAAUAACAAUAAUAAAAAAGAAGAAAUAUAAAUACUUGCACAAACACUACAUUCGUAGUUCUACGUACUUUCAGUUGAAGAUUUGAUUGCGAGUGCUCUUGUGCUUCUUUUAGCAUGACUGUGUGUGUGUGUGUUGUCUGCUUAUGUUCAUAAUGGUUCAGAAUAAAGGCAGAAUGACAUAGCUGUCUUAAUUGGUAUGUUUGUACACACUCACACAUACACACCAUGUACAAAGUACCCACACAGACACACCAUGCAUACUCACUGGUGAUGAUUACAGUACCUAACGAUGAGAUUAUUGAGAUUAUAUCCAAUUGAACCCAGUGUAAACAGAUAAGGUGUGUGUGUGUGGCUCUGUGUUUAAUGUACCUUAUGUAUCCGCAUGAUUGUUUUCAUGCACAAUCUCGAUGAAUAUUUAAUUAUUAUUUUCCUGAUGAAUUUUAGCGUGCAUGCACUCGCAUUUUCAUGUGUUCUCUUUAUAGCUGUAAUGACCGAGAAAUGUCUAGUAAAUUAUUUUCCAUUAAUGUCGCUAUUUUAGAGCAUUCCAUUGAAAGAAUAAAUGUAUGUUUGUGUUGUAUAUGCUUAGUUUUUCACAAUGUUUUGUUCUUCAUGCAUGUAAACAAUCAUCUAAACUAAUCAAGUGUAAACAGUGACGCUGUGCCUGCGUCCAGUCCGCUGUUAGCAGACUCUACUUAUUAACCAACAGGA